CAAAGUGUGAAGCAGCUGGAGAAGAAAGCCCCGACAUUGCACGUCUGACAAGCAGCAGUGCCUAAUAAAACUAUCAAAAAGAGAGAACGCAUUAGCAUCACUUCAAUAAUACGAAAACAGCAAACGUGCAUUACGGCAUACACAAGUCACGAAAUAAUUGUCGGUGACUCCCACUUAAAUGCUUCACAAUAAGAGGAAAAGUUAACCAUUGCUUCAAACAGAGGGUUCACGCUAACACAAUACAGAACUCACAGCAUUCAUUUCCAAAGGUCUAGAAAUAACAAAAAAAAGCGAAGCCAUACAAUGUGGCAAAUGAACACACGUUGAUCACAAAGCCAGUUACAACUCCUGCUUCGUGUCCUUGGAAGAAUAAUAAAAUGUUACACCCUAGCAACAAACAGCAAUCGGAGAAUUAGUUGCGUCGUUUGGACUGCGUUCUGGGAAGACACUAUCAGACUGGACAUAUUGCAGUGUUAUUUCUGCGAGUGCUUGUGUGACGCACAAAUUUCAUAUAGGAGUGUGUCCUUAAGCGCGUGCGAUGAUCCGGUUAUGUGACCAAAAUACGCGGAUACUGGGAUUUCACUGAGAAGCCAACAAUGGUGCUGAUGUCAUUCGGGCGACUCGCUGUCGCUGUCGCGGCCCACAUACUUCUGGGACUCUUGGCCCUCGAAAAACCGAGAGUCCUGGCGGAUGACAUCAAAGGUAUUGGGGAUUUUGACUACGCCACCCCUGUGCAUAAAGGCCACGAUGAAAGAACGGGUAUAACUGGCGAAGCGACGAAAGUUACGGAGGCUUACCGGCCCAAGACACACCCGGUACCAGUCACUAGACCUCCUGCGGAAGGCCCGAAGCCUGUGCCAGCCACGAGGCCCGGUCCAUCUGAGUGCCCUGAAGCGCUCAAGCAGCGCUGUCGAAGGACAAACCAGGCCUGCGUCAUGAAGAACAAAAUGGCGGUUUGUGUAGCUGUAGAAGAAAAGAAAGAAACUACAAGCGCCAGUGGUGCGCCCGAGUGCCCUGAAGCGAUCAAGCAGCGUUGUCGAAGGACAAACAAGACCUGCGUCAUGAAGGGGAAAAUGCCGAUUUGUACAACUGUAGAAGAAAAGAAAGAAACUACAAGCGGCAGUGGUCCACCCGAGUGCCCUGAAGCGAUCAAGCAGCGUUGUCGAAGGACAAACAAGACCUGCGUCAUGAAGGGGAAAAUGCCGGUUUGUUCAAGUCAACCCGAGUGCCCUGAAGUGGUCAAGCAGCAUUGUAGAAGAGCAAACAAGACCUGCGUCCUGAAGGGGAAAAUGCCGAUUUGUACAGAUGUAGAAGAAAAGCAGGAAACGACAACAACCAGCGCUCCAGCGACAACACCUAUGACUACAACCGCAAGUCCUUCUAUUUGCCCCGAGAGGGCGAAACAGGUCUGCGCCCAGGUAGGAAAGGACUGUGUCAUGCGAAACAAGAUGGCCGACUGUGUGGAAAAGAAGAACCAACCGUGCAACGACAUCCUGAAGCAAACUUGCCAUGAUAUAGGCAUGAAGUGCGAAGCAAUCCUUGGAAAAGUGGCUGUAUGCGUAGAUACAGACAACAAGAAGUGCAACGAAGAAAUCCAGAGGAAAUGCGCGAAACUCGGAAGGGUAUGCCGCGAGUACAAGGACGGCGUGAUGUGCGGUCCAAAACAAGCAGCGACAACUACGAAAGCGCCCGCCAUGUGUAACGACAAGAUGACAAAGCUUUGCGAUAGCAAGAACCAGGACUGCGUGUUAACAAAGGGAAUGCCCAAUUGCGUAGAACGGGAUCCCCGAAAAUGCAACGCCCAGAUGAUAAGGGUGUGCGCUCGUGAAGGGAUGGAGUGCGAGGUUAUCGACGGUAUCUCUGUGUGUACGGUUCGAAGCGCAACAAAAUGCGACGAGGAGUUAAGGAAGAAAUGUGGCAAAAUUGGGAAAGCGUGCGACGAUGGAGACAACUUCGUCCUCUGCAGAGACCCACGGCCCCGAGGUUGUCCGGACGAACACAAGAAAAGGUGCGCUAAAGUCCAUCUCAACUGCAUAGAGAUCAAGGACGGCCCGACAUGCACAGACCCCAGCAAGCAGACUUGCGAUAAAGAAAUGACCAAUAAAUGCCACUUAAUGGGAAAGAAAUGUGUCGAAGGGGAGAACAAGACAUUCUGCUCAGAUCCAGGUAAACCGCCACAACCAUGUAACGUGGCAGAAACCUCGAAAUGCAAGAAGGAUGGGAAAGACUGCGUCCUUAUCGGCGACAAAGCGCAGUGCACUCCUCCAGGCAUGUCGCCAAAACCAUGUGAUGCAACCGACAACGCGAAAUGCAAGAAAGAUGGGAAAGACUGUGUCCUCAUCGGCGACACAGCACAAUGCAUUCCUCCAGGUUUGCCGGCAAAACCAUGUGAUGCAACCGAAAACGCGAAAUGCAAGAUGGAUGGGAAAGACUGUGUCAAAAUCGGCGACACAGCGCAGUCACAGUGCAUUCGCGAGUAUAAUUUUUAA
Dermacentor andersoni is the source of this 2489-nucleotide messenger RNA. RefSeq lists its product as uncharacterized. The record is from RefSeq and is a predicted model, not a curated record. Lineage: Eukaryota; Metazoa; Arthropoda; Arachnida; Ixodida; Ixodidae.